Molecule: messenger RNA, 876 nt
Organism: Arachis ipaensis
Lineage: Eukaryota; Viridiplantae; Streptophyta; Magnoliopsida; Fabales; Fabaceae
Source: RefSeq, a predicted model, not a curated record
AUGGCGAAUCUUGCGAACACCAUGGAGGCAAAUGCUACUGCGACUCUGCAAGCUGUGCAGAGGUUAGGCCAACCGGCUAGAAAUGGAAAUGGAGAUGGAAACGAAAAUGACAAUGCGAAAGGAAAUGGUGAUAACAUAGGAGGUGCUCUGAUGACCUUCGCUUCUUUUCUCAAGGUUCAUCCGCCAAGUUUCAAAGGUUCAACCAAGCCUACCGAAGCGGAUAAUUGGUUCCAGGCCAUUGAGUCUUUCUACAAGAAUUAUUUUCCUGAAUCUGCUAGGGAAGUGAAGGAGAUGGAGCUUAUGCAGCUGAAGCAAGGUUCCUUAUUGGUGGUGGACUAUACUAGCCAAUUUGAGGAGCUCUGUAGGUUUUCUAGGGCGUGUCAGGGUGCCCCGGAGACCUAUGAAAGUUGGAAGUGCAUUAAGUAUCAAAGGGACUUGAAGGAUAACGUCAUGACUGCUGUUGCUCCUUUGGAGAUUCGGACCUCCUCCGAUCUUGUAAAGAAGGCGAGAGUGGUUGAGGAAUAUGCAAAGACAGUAGCCUCAUCAAGGGACACUCAUGGAGGAAAUAUUAAUCGAGGAUGUGGCGAUUACCUUAGACCAAAGGGACAGAACUUUAAGAGAAACGAAUACACUGCUCAGCAUCUUCGAGGUCAAGGGGAUUUUAGAAGAAAUGACAAUGCUCAGUUCCACAUGGCAAAGGGAAAUGAUCGAUGCUAUACCUGCGGAUUGCCAGGGCACCUUGCUAAGGAUUGCGGUCGAGGGAGGAACCGAGAUGUGGGUAGGAGUCAGCAACCAGGGCGAGAUUUCACUAUGAAUGCAGGAGAGGCGACGGAAUCGGAUCUGCUGAUAAGAGGUAAGCAGAUAAAGUUGUUGUGA